Melitaea cinxia (Glanville fritillary) is the source of this 2319-nucleotide messenger RNA. Its product is annotated as zinc finger BED domain-containing protein 4-like. Lineage: Eukaryota; Metazoa; Arthropoda; Insecta; Lepidoptera; Nymphalidae. Gene Ontology annotation, molecular function: DNA binding. The transcript is spliced from 2 exons. The record is from RefSeq and is a predicted model, not a curated record. The coding region runs from base 529 to 2319 and encodes 596 amino acids.
UUAUGAACGCAUCCACAACACAAAUCAAGUUUAUUUUGAACUUUGAACGCGUAUUCAUUCAUUCAGGGCGCACCGGUCGUUCCUUUUAUUCGUCGUACGUUCUUCGUCGUCUCCUCGCUCGCUCUCUCUCACUCCCCUGACCCCUCCCAUUCGUUUAUUGAUAAAAAAAUUUGUUGUGCGUGCGUCGGCUGUUUUAAUUUACUCAUUUGAUAGUAUUCUAUUAUUGUGCAUAUAAUAUUACGUGAAAUACAACAAUAUGUAAGUAUUUAUUGAUUGACUUCUAAAUAUUGAAUUCAUCUGUUUGCUUUCUGUGCAUGCUAAACGAAAUUGUUAUUUUUUAAGGUUAUGAAUGCUGUAUAUGAGAUAAAGAGAGCAUAGAGCAAAACAAUUAUCGUUUUCUUUCGCGCAAAAUUUGAAUGUCUCGGGCCAUAGACAAUUUAUCUCUUUUUUUACGGCUGUGGUGUGGAUUCUUACUGUUUUGCUUGCAUUGAAAAUAGUAUAUUAAGGAAUACAGGAACAGAAUUAAAAAUGCCGCCAAAAAGUCGCUUUUGGGAAUUUUUUGAAAGACUUGAAAAUAAUGAAGCCAGAUGUCGGUCUUGCCAUAAAAUCAUAAAAACUUGUGGCAACACCACAAAUCUUAAGUUGCACAUUGAAAAAAUGCAUAGUUCAUUAUUAGGAAAAAAUAGCAACGAGGAGAACACAGUUCAUAAAACAGGCGUCAAGAGAUCAUUUAAGGAGACAUUCGUAAAACCUGUAAUGCCAACUGCUUCUACUUCUGCUGAGAUAAUCGCACCUGUCUCUGCUUUACAUGAAAAUAGUUCAGUUGAUUCUGAUUGUAGUUUUAAUGCAAGUGACAUAAGUGCAUCGUCUAUUCGCACAAAAAUAUUUCAGCCGACAUUAAAUCAGAGUUUCAGGAGCAUAUCUGAAUUUUCUGAAAAUGGAGCUAAAGGAAUUCGCCUUACAAAUGCUAUCUUGUUUAUGAUUUGCAAAGAUUCACAGCCGUUCCAAAUGGUUGAAAAUGAAGGAUUUCUAAACUUAAUGAAAGCAGCUGCACCUCUGUGUAAAGUCCCAUCCAGGCAUACUUUCAAGAAAAUGCUAGAGAACCGAUAUGAAGUUACACAGAAUCUUUUUAAAAAUAAAAUCAAAGGCCUACGUAGUAAUAUUACCCUGACAACCGACAUAUGGACGGAUACCAUGCAGACUAGGAGUUUUCUUGGUGUCACUAUACACUUUUAUGACGAAGAACGUAUGGCAAUGGCAUCAGUCUCUCUAGGAGUUUAUGAGUUAGCCGAAUCACAUACUGCUGAAUACAUUGGAAGAAUGCUGUUGCAGACAUGUCAUGAAUGGUGUAUAGAUCCAGAAAAAGUAUCCGCUGUGGUAACUGAUGGAGGAGCAAAUGUUGUUAAAGCUGUAGAUAUCUCAUUUGGAAAAAAAUGCCAUAUUAUUUGCUUUGCUCACUUAAUUAAUUUGGUAGCUCAAAAAUCAAUCGCAAAAACAAAGGAAUUGCCAGAAUUAAUUGGAUCUGUCAAAAGGAUUGUCACUUGGUUUAAGCAUAGUGUAGUGGCGAGUGAUGAAUUACGAAAGCAUUCUGAUCUAAAAUUAAUACAAGAAGUCAGCACUCGCUGGAAUUCCACUUUUUAUAUGGUGGAAAGAUUUUUAGAACUGCGACCAAUAAUUAAUCAAAUUGUUAAUUGCCAUACAAGUGCUCCUCCAAUGAUAACUGCAAAAGGUAUUGAAGAGUUGACUGAAAUUUUUGAAGUUUUACGCCCUAUAGAAGUUGCUACUAAAGAAAUCUGUGGAGAAGACUACGUUACCAGCAGCAAAGUUAUUCCCAUAACACGAAUGCUAAACUUAAAAAUGAGCAACAUUAAAACAAACAGUUCUAUGGGUCAGGAUCUUAAGCAGAACAUAAUGACUGAAAUCAGUAAACGCUUGUUACCCUCGGAACAUGUUCAAAUACUUGCUUUAUCUACAUUGCUAGACCCAAGGUUCAAAAAUAUUCACUUUCAAGACCGCGUAGCAUGUUCGAAAGCAAUCAAAUUAGUCAAAGAAUUACUAACUACUACAACGGAAGCAGAAGUAAUUGAAGAAGUUAUGAGUGGUUCGCCAGAUCCAACAGAAGAAUUUAAUUUGUGGAGCGAACAUUAUAAACUUGUAAAUGUCAAAAACUCUACGCCGUCCCCUCAUGAUCACGAAAUGCCUUCCGAGUUAAGCUACUUUUUGAAAAAUACAGUAUCUGAUCUUAAACAAGAUCCUAUCCAAGUUUGGAAUAAUGUCAUCGGUUCCACUUACCCGAAAUUAAAAAUAAUAGCGCUGUAA